This is a messenger RNA of Erigeron canadensis, 1383 nucleotides long. Its product is annotated as zinc finger MYM-type protein 1-like. The record is from RefSeq and is a predicted model, not a curated record. The transcript is spliced from 5 exons. The coding region runs from base 1 to 1383 and encodes 460 amino acids. Lineage: Eukaryota; Viridiplantae; Streptophyta; Magnoliopsida; Asterales; Asteraceae.
AUGGCAAAUAAAGUGAGAAAGUAUAUACGGGAAGAAGUGGGGGAUUCUUGGUUUUGUAUCAUGGUUGAUGAGUCACGGGAUGAAUCCAAAAAAGAGCAAAUGGCCAUAGUAUUAAGAUUUGUUGAUGCGAAAGGGGUGAUACGGGAAAUAUUCUUGAAUACAGUUCAUGUAGAAAAUACUAUUGCGGCGACUUUAAAGGCUAGUUUGUGGAAUAGAAUUUUGAAUCAAAACUUUGAUACUAGAAAAAUUCAUGGUCAAGGUUAUGAUGGUUCUAGCAAUAUGAGUGGGGAAUGGAACGGAUCACAGGCACUCGUUCGGCAGCAUAGUCCUUAUGCAUAUUACAUUCAUUGCUUUGCUCACAGGUUACAACUUGCCUUAGUUUGUGUCUCAAAGCAAGUCGAUCCAGUACACGAGUUCUUUGAUAAAUUAGCUUAUGUAAUAAAUGUGGUUUGUGCUUCUAGUAAGUGUCACGAUGAGUUACAAAAGGCGAAGGCAAAUGAGAUUAAAGAAUUACCGGAGUUGGGUGAAAUCAAAUCGGGAAAAGGAAAAAACCAGGGAGUAAUGGACGACAAACCUAAUAAUACCCGUCCUCAACGUGGAGAUGCUCAAGUGGCUUAUACUCACUUGAAGUCAUUCGAGUUUGUGUUUGUUCUUCACAUGAUGAAAGAGGUGAUGCAAAAAACUGAUGCACUUUCUCAAGGAUUACAAAAGAAAUCCCAAGACAUCCUUAAUGCAAUGGAGUCAGUUUCAGCCACAAAGAUUAAUAUUGGUGAUAUUGUUCUUCUUGUUGAGAAAUAUUAUCCUAUGGACUUUAUAGAGCAGGAGGGAAAUCAGUUAAGAUGUCAAGUUGAGACUUUUCAAGUUGAAAGGAUAGAUAAUUCCAAGCUAAGUAAGGUAGCAACCCUUUCUGAUCUCUGCCAAACUCUUGUAGAAACUGGGAAAAAUAGCAUGUAUGAUUUGGUUGAAAGAGUGUGUCGGCUACUCUUGACACUUCCGGUUUCAACUACAACAACAGAGAGGGGAUUUUCGGCAAUGAAGAUAUUAAGACUCGCCUACGUAUCUGAAAAUUUCAAAUUGAAACGAAUGGACAUUGUGAACAAUGAGAUCAUCAAGAAUCUAAGUAAGAUCAUUGAAUCCUUUGAGAAAAAGACCAAUCUCGAAAAGGAAAUGGCCGAUAAAACGAAGAGUCAAUUGGAAUCCAAAAUAAUGGAUAUGCACUUAUUGUUGUUAGAGGAAUACCAAGAAAUCGACCUUUUGGAAGAAGAGCUUAUUCUUACUAGAAGAAGACAUGAUUUAGCAGCUGCUCGAGUUAAUAGAUUUGAAAGAGAAUAUCCCUUAGAGGCUAAGUCGCUUUUUCCUAGCAAAGGAAAUUCGACUCUUUAA